CAUGUAUCUCAAGAGGAUAUUAUAUGAUAGUACACAGGUACAAUACAUAUACAAUCAUGUAGUAUUGAACACCAUUUCCAAUUAUUUUGAUACAAACUUGUUUGUAUUCUGGCACGACCUCAAGUCCUUCACUCCUGGUGUAUCAGAAGGUUCCUUUUUAAAAUCAUUGGAGCAAUUUAGCUUGAAGAAAGGACAUGUAAGAAAAAAAAUAUUGUUGUAAAUUAAUUUAUAACUUUUUCCAGUACAUACUGUUSAAGCUGGAUUUUAKYAUUUUUUUAUCACAUCACAUUUAAAUAUUGCACAUGUGUAAAGAUCUAUGCAAUGUYAUGAUUUUGCAGUCAUGAAAAAGUUUGGUUAUUGUAUCAUUGUAUUCUAAACUCAUGUUUUUGCCUUGCUAGGUUGGARUUAUAAAUAAGACAGCAUUCUCUAAUGCUUUCAAAGAAUGGAAGUUCUGUCAAGAAUAUGAAUUAGAUGUCAUCCGCAAUCAUGAYUGGCUUAAGUGCCCAGCUUGUUAUGAGGAACAGCAUUCAGUUCAUGUUGACGGAAAUAUGAAGCUGUAUGGAUUCAAAUCAGCUGGAUUGUGAGUUAGAAAGAAAUAUCCCUGAAAAAAUGAUGUCUCAUGUUCUGAAGAAAUAUCAUCUAUUAUUUAUUUAACAGGMAAAAAAGAGAAUGCUAUUACAAGGCUGCUUUUAUCRUUCCAACUGAASAAGUGGACAAGCACAUCCAAAAAAUGUACAAGGGUGCAAAACAGAAGGUACAUCUUAUCACAUGUUCUAUCAUGGUAGCUUUUUAUACCAAGCAUUUUAAAAUSAUUUCUAUUUCAUAACUAUAUGUGCAAUGCUUUCACAUUGUUGUUGGUGCUUUUAAUACAGAUCUCCCAAGAUGAUAACAAGUGUGGUGAGACCAGUUGAUAAUUUUAUUGUUGUCUUAUGAUAAAUGUAGUAUGCAUAAAACAAUGUGUACACACAAACAUAAGUAUAUAUGGAAAUGAUAUAAGGAAAUAUAGUGUCUUUUCUUCUGUUCCAUCACACUCAUAUUAUAUUUCUUGGUGCAUUUUGCCAUUACUUAGAUGCAGAGAAGUUAGGCUCACGAAAAGGCAUAUCUUUGUCUCCAGUUGAAGAGUCAUGGCUAGCUCAUAUUUCCAGCUUUCAACCAAGACCUUCUUCAUAUAGCAGUCUCCUUGCAGCUUCAGAGAGAGUUUUUGGAGUAAAGAAAAUAAGCUCCAUAUCACCCAAGCAUUGUCCUGAGAAUCAACCCUGAAAAAUAAGAUAGAAAGCUUCCUACAAGUCAAUUGAAAACUGCCACAAUGCAAUCUCUGUUAUUUCAACAAAUAUGGGAAAGCUUGCUGAUUCGUCAAAACAAAGAAACAAGCUCAGAAAGAAGAUAUCCAAAGAGAAGACCACCAUGAAGGAACUCAUAUCUUUACUCCAAGAUAUUCAUUCAGAUCCAGAGAUUUCUAUGAAUGACAUUGAAAAUGGAAUCUUUUACUGGCAGUGCAGAGAGGAAGACAUCGAGGAUGCAGUGCCUGUUCAAACCAAGAGAUUGGUGGUUGAUAAAUACAUGGAGGUUGAUCGUUUUAGAGAAGAACUUGUUUUAUUGAAGAAAGAGAUGUUCAGCUACAUAAAAUUUUACAAGCUGACUGCUCUCAGACAACAACUACUAGACUUAGAUGCCUCCAUCAAGCAAUACAAAGAGAAUGUUGAUUUUCCAGUAACUGCCUCUGUAUGUAGCAAGUCAAAGAAUUGGUAUGAAUCUCCAAUGGCAGCCCUCRGCAUUCUAGAGGGAAAGAAGGCCCUCACCUUGUAAGGCAUAAGAUCUGCUGUGCAUCAAAUUGCAACUGGCCUUCAAGCCUUUGCUCCAGUACUGGGUAUAGACUUGGAACAAUUCCGUGAUAUGCCAAGUCCUGAUGAAGAAGAGCUUGUUGCUUCAGAAAGUGAAGAAGAGGAAAGUGACCAAGAGGCGGAAGAGGAUUUGGAAGUUGACAAGCAUGUAGUUUUACAUUCCGUAAAAGAUGUUUCACUAGCUUGUGAUUUUCAAGUUAGUGUUGAAUCUCCAGCUAAUGGAGUGUACUGCUGGUGGUUUCCUGAAGAAAUCAGUCAAGRUUGCUACAAUGGGAGAAAUGGAAGUAGUGCAUGUAGUGUCAUAUAAUUAAUUAUUGGCUAUGUCAUGAGUAAAGGAAAUGUACCACUUCCACCUUGUAGUCUACAACAACCUUUACCAGAUUUAUUAGUUAAAGCCAUAUGUGGAUCCAUACAACUCGGAAAUCAUCUUUAUGAUGUCUGUAGAGAAAGUUUACCAGCAAGAUAUCUUUCAAUUGAGGAAGCUGCUUCAGUAUUACGACCGUGUCUUCAGAUUUCUGCUGAUGAUCCACUGCCUAUUCGUUUAACAGAUGAGCAUGAAUUGUCAACAUUGUGUGGACAGUUGGCACAGUCAGGAGAAAACAACACUGCAAGCAUCAUCAUCAAUGAAAGAACCUCCACAUUUCAUUUAUCUCAAUGUUACAUUGUAU
This is a messenger RNA of Exaiptasia diaphana, 2509 nucleotides long. RefSeq lists its product as uncharacterized. Bases 1333 to 1806 code for a protein of 157 amino acids. NCBI's taxonomy places the organism in Eukaryota, Metazoa, Cnidaria, Anthozoa, Actiniaria, Aiptasiidae. The transcript is spliced from 5 exons. The record is from RefSeq and is a predicted model, not a curated record.